Paraglomus occultum is the source of this 1632-nucleotide messenger RNA. Lineage: Eukaryota; Fungi; Glomeromycota; Glomeromycetes; Paraglomerales; Paraglomeraceae. The record is from the annotation of a GenBank genome assembly.
AUGCCUUCGGAAAACUUUUUGUUAAAGUCGCGGUUACAAGCUCUUAAACGGUCUGGUCUGUCAGAAGAUGUUUUUAUAGCAAUAUUACUAUGUCUUAUAUCAACAAACAAACAUCUUAUCCUUACUGCACGAUCUGAGGAUAUGGACGAUCUGCGAAAUAUGACCGAGCAGAUCCUCUUGAUCGUGUUCGGUCUAACGUGUUCGACCAUAACCUGUGAGCCGUCCCAAACACUAGCAGAUUUCACGUCUUCCCUGUUUGCCCGCUCUCGUGAUGAUGCUUCAAUCGCUACACAUUCAGCAGAAGACAACGGGGGUCUGCAUAGAAUGAGCAGGCAGAAAUCUUACAGGUCUAUCCGAACUGCGAGUUCAACGAGUUUGACUACAGACGCUAGAGGAUACGAGGGGAAGACGAGCGAAGGCCGAUCACGCAGGCGAAAAUCAAAUUAUUCGCAUGUAUCUGGUGCAUCUAAUCAACAAUCCAGAGAUAGUAAGGAGUUGGAAAACGUGGAAAUUAUGGGAGUAGCAAGCGAGAUACAGGUCGAAGUUGAGAACCGGUACUAUAGUUCGUCAGAAACAGAAACUGAGGAAACCACCGAGCCAAGAGAUAGAAUAAAAUCUGCUGAUCAAACGAAUUCGUUCACAAGAAAUCCAAUCCUGACAAAUGCACGCCGACGUGACAAUAACUUUCCACCAUCCUCGUCUACGUCCUCAAUGUCGUCCUUUACAAAUUCGGAAACUCCGUAUAUACCUUCAUUAACUUCUUCGCCUUUCCCAUCUCACUCGUACAGUCUUCGACCAGACCUUUCUCAACGCAAUCAUACAACACAUCAUCCUUCGUAUAACAGUCAACCACAGCUGCCGCUGUCGCCGAUGGAUUUUACAAUAUCAAAGUCAAAGAGGAGACAUGACAGCAUCGUAACUUCGGGGGGGAGUAAUCCGCCAUCCCCAUUCUUGUUUGCAAAGCAUAUAGCGCAGGCUGUCAUAAUAGAGAGAUUAGACGAGGGAGAUGAGGAAAUUCAAUUUUUCCUGUUGGAGACGAUAAUUAAAAAACGAUUCUGUUAUCGAAAGGAAUCGCAUAGUCUCCCGAAGCCUUUCAUUGUAAUCGUAUUAUUACCAACUACGGAGGAACGCCUCAAUUUACCUAAUCAGUUGCUUGACAGAUUUUUCAUAAGUUAUGAAUACGAGAACGAUACAUCGAGAUUACCAGCGAACGGAAUGUAUAGGGGAGAACCUAUCAAACUGAUGGAAAUCAAAGAACUAGAGAAAAAAAUAGAUAAAGUAUCUGUCCAUAAUGACAUGCAACGGUAUAUGAGAGAUAUAGUGGUCGGUUUGCGCAUGCACAGACUGAUCAAGGGAGGAAUAACGGCUAGAACUUCGCGUGAUUUUGAAAAGCUUGCUAAGGCUGUGGCAGUAAUAUUCGAUCGCUCAUUUAUAACACCGGAUUUAAUUCUUAUAACAGCCGAGAAAGUCUUUGCUCACAGACUGAUUCUUCGUGAACCCGUGGAUGAUAGAAGUCUCAUGUAUGGAACAAAACGAAUGUCACUACUUAGAGCGAAAAUGGAAGACAGCUGGGGAUUUAAUGUGAGAGAUGUAGUUGCAGAUGUGUUGCAGGUUGUUAGGCCUCCAGUGUGA